CCGAGGUUACAUCGUGCCAUGGACGACAAAUGAAUGCCAAUGGUAGUAGUAGUUAGUGGUGGUGGUAAAUUACAAGUGGUGCGAACUUGGAUGCCCUACGACUCAUCGUCCAGAGUGUCGUCGUCGUCGCUCGAACAGGCUCCAUCGAGGCAUCGCCGUUGCCUUCGCGCCUCGGCAUCGCGUUUGUGUCGUUUCCGCUUGAAAUCUUCGACGGUGUCGAGCCUGCUCUUGCGCACAUCGAUCGCGUCGAAGCAAAAGUCAGUGAUUUCCUUGACUGGAUACGCGGCCGCUUUGAGCAAUGCGAUGCGUUCAACGUGGUCAAACUUUCGUACCGUUCCGUACGAAGCAGUGAGGUCGAGGCAUUGGGUAAGAUCCGUGUCGGUCGAGUCGCAGUGACGCCGCGCGAGGCCAAUAGGUGGUCCACUGUCGAUGGGGACGGCCGAUCCGCCGUACGCCACGUCGAAUAAGUAUGUCGUGGCAGUCGUGAAUUGAACGCGCUGGGUCAGGGUGCGCUUGCGUCGGCGGCGGGGCAGCGAGCCAAGUGGCAUGAGGGCUGGACCGAGUCGAGAUGUGUGUGAUAGAAC
Aphanomyces astaci is the source of this 584-nucleotide messenger RNA. RefSeq lists its product as hypothetical. Bases 34 to 396 code for a protein of 120 amino acids. The record is from RefSeq and is a predicted model, not a curated record. The transcript has a single exon. Lineage: Eukaryota; Oomycota; Saprolegniomycetes; Saprolegniales; Verrucalvaceae.